Molecule: messenger RNA, 1104 nt
Organism: Phyllostomus discolor (pale spear-nosed bat)
Lineage: Eukaryota; Metazoa; Chordata; Mammalia; Chiroptera; Phyllostomidae
Gene: C3H16orf82
Product: chromosome 3 C16orf82 homolog
Source: RefSeq, a predicted model, not a curated record
AUGACCAAGCAGAAGCUACAUGCCCCUCAGAAUCUGAUUCUCACUGCACCUGGCCAUGAACGGUUUUUCUGCCCAACUCCAGUCCCAGCCACUAGUGUGACUAGUCAGGACAACAUUGUUCCCUCAACUCUCACACUGCCCACCUCACAAGCCCCAUCACUAUGGGAACCAGGCCAGCCAAUCAGAGCACUCUGUUUUGAAAAGAAGCUUUAUAAAUUGAGCAUCCUUUCCCUAGACAAGCACACCCAAUGUCCAGAGGUCUCCCAGGGCACUUUCCUUCUGGAUAAGCCACUUCAGUUGCCCCCCCACUUUCCACCAGUAGAGAAGGAGACUUGUGCCUGGAAUGCUCAGGGCCAAGAUGCAAGCCUACAGUCACCCUGCUUAGAGAACCAGUCACCCCUGCAGCCACACCAUGACACCAGAGCGCUUCAAGAGCCCCUGAGAGUUUCCAGCAGUAACCUGGAAAAUGCCCGGAGCAGUGAGAGCAGUGUGAGGAGCACUCGACACUGCAGCCUGGAGAAGAGCAGUGACAUCAGCCAGCUGAGCAGCGGGUACGCAGGGGAUGAGGAGAACAGUGAGGUCAGCCUUGUAGGCAGUAGUCGAAUCGUGAGGUUAAAAAGAAGACUCAGAACCCAAGUGGGCAACACCCCAACUGGCCAGCUGUGCACUACCUACUGUCCUAACCAGGUGAAGAGCCAAGCGGCCAGCCGGGCCAACAGCACCCAGCAGACUGGAGGGGAAAAGUGAGACCAGCCUGCCUGGCAGCACCAUCAACAGCAGGACCAGCAGCCUGGCCAGCCUCAGUUUCAUCAGCCCAGGCAGCAGCUUUCUGACCUACCAGGUGAGCAGUGGGCUGUUCAGUCCCAUGAGCAGCCUUCCCUCUAGCCAAGCCAGCAGUUGCCAGAGCAUCAGGGUGGACAGCAAUGUGCAAUGUGGGCUGCAAAGCAAUACCAGUCUCCAGGAGGACAAGGCUGGGGACAAUGUGAAAGUCAGCGACCAGGUCACCGAGGAGAAGCAGCCUACCCAGAGGCAUGCACCUUCAUGAAAAGGUCCUCAAAAAAUGCAGAUGUGAAGACCCAGCACAACCCAGACUUCACCCAGAGU